This is a messenger RNA of Hirsutella rhossiliensis, 1812 nucleotides long. RefSeq lists its product as uncharacterized. The record is from RefSeq and is a predicted model, not a curated record. Lineage: Eukaryota; Fungi; Ascomycota; Sordariomycetes; Hypocreales; Ophiocordycipitaceae. The coding region runs from base 1 to 1812 and encodes 603 amino acids. The transcript has 3 exons. Gene Ontology annotation, cellular component: lipid droplet.
AUGGCCGCUGACCGACCACCACGCCAUCGCCACUCGUCCUCACUCUCCCUUCUCUCACAUCCCGCCGACCGCCCCCCUCUCGACGCCCUCUUCCUCAUCGACUUCGACGUCAAGGCCGGCUACACCAUUGCCUGGAAGCGCUCCGUCCCGGGCCUCGACCUCGACGGCCACGUCGAGUACAAGUCGCUGCCCUCGGGCCUACACACCGUUUCCAAUGACCUCAUCUACUUCGUCCACGGCGCUGCCCACGCCGGCCUCAGCGCCUUUGUCAACGAGCCCUGCGACGAGGAGGACUCGCGGAAUGCCCGCAUGAUUGCCGUCGGCAUCCUCGUCCCCCUGAGCUACGGCAGGCUGGGCCGCGCUUGGAGGCAUGCCCAACACCUCGAGCAAAUGGCUGCCAAGCUCGCCAAGGACCGCAACAUGACCGACCUCCUUGAGCGCUACUGGCAGGCCAACAAGGCUUCCGACGCAGACCCCCCCGACCUCCCUCCAUCGCCUACCCUCGAGCGAGCCCCUCAUACCAGGUCCCGAUCCAUCUCCGACGGCACCGCCUUGCGCCCCUCUGAACACAGGCUCUCGCCCCAUCACCCUGCCUGGAGCUUGACCAAGCUGCUCGACAGAUUCGGGCCCCUCAUCUUCCCCAUCCAUCGCGCCGCUUUGCUGAGGAGACGCAUCUUGAUAUCCUGCCACGCCCCCGUCCGUGAAAUCUGCGACUUCGUCUAUGACAUUUCGGUCCUCUCCAACAUUCCCCUCUCCGUGUCCGAUGUACUACCGCCCUCCUCACCCACCCCUCGCCUGCGGCCUCUCUUCACCAUCGGCGUCCACGACAUCCCCUUUCUUGUGCAAGACUUGGAGGCGGCCCGACGCAAAGAUGAGAGCCCGGAGGAGCUCGAUGGCGGCCCUGGCUCUGGCUGGAUCGCCUGCACCACCGACAGUAUCCUGGCAAUGAAGGACACCCUGUGGGACAUGCUCAUCACCAUGCCGCCCGACCAUCCCUCGGGCCCAAGUGAAAAUGCGUGGCCCGUCGUCGAAUGUCCCCGGGGCAGCCCCAUCAAGGCCACCCAGCGUGACCUGCGCCGCUUCAACUCCCUCCGCAGCGGCCUCGCCUGCCUUGCCGCCCCCACCGCCGACGCCGCCUCCGACUCUCCCCAAUCCCCUGCGUCGGCGCGCCGCUCAUCGACGAGCCACCGCCUGGUUAGCGACGAGGCCCCGGACCAGCUUGUCGAGCCCCCGAGCUGGGCCGCCCUCGCCUACAACGGCUACAUGUGGUGGGCCAGCGCGGGCGAGCAGCUUCGCUCCGAGGAACAGGAGGAGUCGUCGCGCGAUGCCGCCCUCCUGGCCAACCUGGCCCCCGCGCCCCACACCCCCAUGUCCAUGCCCCGGCUCUCGUCAGGCUCCGACCUCCUCGCCGACUCCGUCACCUCCUUUGCCGGCCGCCGCCCGGCAGAGUCCGACGAGGCUCGCGUCGAGCUCGCCGUCAUUGCCUACUUCCAUCGCCUCACCAAGCAGAUGCUCUCCGUUCUCGCCGACGUCGUCGACAGCGCCGAGGGCUCUUACCCGGGGCAGUACCGCGACGACGACGACGGCACCGAGGAGGACGAGGCCGAGGCGCUGCUCGACAACGGCAUCGGCGAGGGGCCCGGCGCAGACGACGCCAUAGCCAUCGACAGCCGCUGCGUCGAGAACAUGGGCCUCGACGUCUGGAGCGCCGCCGACGCCGUCUUUAUCCAGGACCUCGUGGCCGCGUACUUUGGCCGCUCGGCGCGCGUCGAGGCCAAGGGGGUCGAGGUGUGUGGCGUGAGGGUCUGCUGA